AUGCCUCGGCAGUUACCCGACAUAAAAAAGUUUUUGAUCACAGCUAGGAGGAAAGAUGCCAAGUCGGUGAAAAUAAAGAAGAAUCCAGAUAACACAAAAUUCAAGGUUCGAUGCAGCAAGUAUUUGUAUACGUUAGUGAUUACCGACAAUGAAAAAGCGGAAAAAUUGAAGCAGUCUUUACCACCAGGUCUUCAAGUAAAAGAAUUGAAGUGA
Messenger RNA from Soboliphyme baturini, 213 nucleotides. The record is from the annotation of a GenBank genome assembly. NCBI's taxonomy places the organism in Eukaryota, Metazoa, Nematoda, Enoplea, Dioctophymatida, Soboliphymatidae.